Messenger RNA from Saccharomycodes ludwigii, 921 nucleotides. RefSeq names its product dynein light intermediate chain (gene DYN3). Bases 1 to 921 code for a protein of 306 amino acids. The record is from RefSeq and is a predicted model, not a curated record. NCBI's taxonomy places the organism in Eukaryota, Fungi, Ascomycota, Saccharomycetes, Saccharomycodales, Saccharomycodaceae. The transcript has a single exon.
AUGAGUAAAAUUAACUUUUAUAAAGAUAUUUUUUUGUUUGGUAAUAAUACCUCUAACAUUAAUAACAACCAACAAGAUACUCACACUAAACAAAAAGGCCUAGAGACUCACCAUACGUGGCUAAUAUCCGCACAUCAGAUCGAAACUAUAGCAUGGUUUUUGAAUUUACUGGCCAAAAGCGAGAAAUUAGAAACUUUUAAAGGCCAAAGAAUUGGAUAUUAUCAAAUACGCCUAAAGGACGAUUUAAAAAUUGAUGUUUUUAUAACUAGGUUUCCUUUAGCUUCUGUUGAAGAGAAAUUUUUAUCCUUCCCGCAGAAAUUAGGCACUAAAUUUAAUAGAACUAUUCUUAUGUUAGACUGGGAACACGAUAAUAAGUUUAAAUGGGGAAGUGAUAUGAUUAAAGAAAACAAAAUAAAAUAUGCUACUAUUCUUAUGUGCAAUGUGUCCCAUGCAAAAUAUUUAGAAAGGAAUAAAGUUGAAUGGAAUACUCAAAAAAUGGAUUUUAUUAAUCAGUUUAUAAGGUUGGUUGCAUUAAAAAAUCAGGUUUCACUGGUUUAUUCACUGUCUUUGAACAAUUUGGAUUCUUUAUUGGAACUACUGUUGGAAAAAGAUUCGCAUAAUCAUAAUGAUCCAACUGUGGAAAACUUUAUUGAUUUAGACAGGUUAUGUAUACUCAAGGGCCAAGAUUCUAUAAGUAAAAUCCAAAUGAUGGAUGAAACAUUUCCGGUAAAUGAUUCUUUAACUGAUAUAGUGGAAAAUAGAUAUGAACAAAUAAUUCCAAAUGAGAAUGGAGAAUUGCUAAAACCCGGGGAUAUUUCAUAUGUUUCAGAAGUUAGGAAUAAGAAUAUUGAUGAAAAUGACGAUUGUAGAAGUGUCGAAGAUUUAUUAGCAUUUUUGUAUAAAGAGCAAAAACAAAAAUAA